GAGCGCGCCCACCCCGCCAAAGUGCUAACGUUGGACAUCUACUUGAGCAAGACCGAGGCCGCGCAGGGGGACGAGCCAGACGUCGUUGCGCCCGAGGCGGAGGACAGUGGCGACGGGGACGACAUGGAGAAGAGGUCGAGCGGCCGCCGGUCCGGCAGGCGGAGGAAGUCGCAGAAAUCCGCCGACUCGCCGGGCGCCGACGCCGCGCUGUUGGAGAGCGCCGGCCGGGAUGACGCGGUGUUCGACGACGAGUUGGCGCCAAACGCGGCGGAAAGGAAAGUGAAAUCUCCGCGGGCUGCCCCCGACGGGGGCGUUGCCUCCGCCGCGAGCCCAGAGUCCAAAGCCAGCCCCGGGCCCAAAGGGCAGCUCCGGGGAGAACCGGAGCGCAGCAAGCAGGCGCUCCCGGCCUCCUCGCCCACCAAGAGGAGGGGCAGGGGCCGCGCCCCCGAGGCCGUGCCCACCCCGCCAGGCGGUGCUCUGCGCUCUCCCGCCAAGGAGUCUCUACCCAGGAGGGCGCCCACGCCCGCGCCGGACCCCGGCCAGGCCGCCAAGGGCGCGGCGGCCGAGAGCGGCGAGGAGGCGGCGCGGGUCGUGCCCCGCGAGCUCACGGUCAAGAGCAGCUCGCUGCUGCCGGAGAUCAAGCCCGAGCACAAGAGGGGCCCGCUGCCCAACCACUUCGACGGCCGGGGAGAGGGAGGCCGCAGCAGAGAGCCGGGCAGGCCGGCCCCUGCUGCGGACGCCGACGGCUUGAAGCCCCGGGGCCACCUGGGUGCGGGCAGGUCGACGGUGACCACCAAAGUGACCCUCCCCGCCAAGCCCAAACACGUGGAACUAAAUCUUAAAACCCCUAAGAACCUGGACAGUUUGGGAAAUGAGCAUAAUCCAUUUAGCCAGCCGGUUAACAAGGGAAACACUGCCACAAAAAUCUCCUUAUUUGAAAACAAACGGGCCGCCAGCAGCCCGAGACACGCCGACCUCCGAGGCCCGCGGAACAGCCCCUCCUCUAAUAAAACGUUUGUCGGCAGGGCAAAGCUGAAUUUAGCCAAGAAAGCCAAGGAGAUGGAUGUGCCCGAAAAGAAAGGAGCGCCAAGCAGUCACCAGAACGGAGUGGCUGAGAAAGAGGCCCCUGCCGAAUCCCAGGGCUCCGUGCCUGGAGGGGAGGUUGUGCCAGCGGCCAGCCACAGCGAUGAAGCAGGUGUGCACCCAGAUGGUGGCCGCCCCUUGGAACCAGUGGCUGCUUCUCCCAUCCCUGCCAAGGACCAGGGACUCCUAGGUGAGGACGGCUCAGAGGCCGCUGACAGCGAGAGACUUGCUACGCCCGAGGCAGCGCGAGGCGUCCCCGCCACUCUGGCUACCCAAGGUUUGCCUCCAGCACCCACACCAAAGCCGCGGGAUGAGGGUUCUGACUCACAGCCUCCCACCGAGGAAGCUCAGGGGCCCCCUCCUCCCAGGCCUGCACCCGUUCCUGGGGACAGCCCCAGAGACACCUGUUCUCAAGUCCCCCUGAGUGACUUGCGGUGCCCUGAGCUCAAAGCGUCAGAGAGCCAGAACGGAGGUGCAGAGUGGAGGUACAGUGAGAAAGCGCCAGAGUCUGGACUUGGAGGGGGAGAAGCAAACCCUCCUUUGUCCCCAAAGCCGGAGGGAAAUGAGUGUCCAUCAAGAGUCCUUGUCCAGGUCAGGUCCUUCGUGCUGCCCCUGGACAGCCCCGGGGAUGUCAGCUCCCACCUCAUCUCAGGAAGCUCUGAAGUUCGGGAAGUGCAGUUGCCAAGCUGUCACAACAAUGAACUUGAAGUGGUUUCGGUUGCAAGCUGUGCCCCCACCCAGCAAGAGGAAGUGCUGGGUGGUAGGAGCCUGUCACCUACGCACCCUCACUCCGAGGGAGGACAUGUGGCGGAGUCGAGCCCGCAAGCCUCGCCGCGGCACACAGAGACGGCGCUGCCCACACAGGCUCAAAGUCAGGGCGAGAGAACCCCGGCCCAGGCAGGGCCUGAUGGCAGUGCCGUGAACGGCCAGGACACCCCGGCCAGUCUUCUGGAUGUUUCUGCUGGGAGCGAUGACAGUGUGUUUGACUCUUCUUCUGAUAUGGAAAAAUUCACCGAGAUCAUCAAGAAGAUGGACAGCACAGUGUGCCUGCCCCAGAAGAAGAAGAAGGCCAGGAUGCCGCACUCCCCGGCCCCUCACUUCGCCAUGCCGCCCAUUCACGAAGACAACUUAGAAAAGGUGUUUGAUCCCAAUGUGUUCACCUUCGGUCUGGGGCGGAAGAAGGAAAGCCAGGCAGAAAUGUCACCGGCUCUGCACCUGAUGCAGAACCUGGAUGCGAAAUCCAAGCUGAGACCCAAGCGCGCGUCCACCGAGCAGAGCAUCCUUUUCAAGUCCUUGCAUGCCACCACUAACGGGAAGAGCGAGCCUGCGGCCAUGCCAGAAGGCAAUGACAGAGAGACCAGGGAUUUCCCCAACGGGGGUGGGGUUAAGAGAUCGAGGCUGGAGAAAAGUGCCCUUUUCUCCAGCAUCCUGUCGUCUCUGCCGCAAGACAAAGUCUUUUCCCCCUCUGUGACGUCAGUCAACACGAUGACCACGACGUUCGGCAAUUCUCCGAACAGUCCCGCGGCGCAGUCUGCAGCACCCCAGCCCGCUGCAGAAGGGGCCCCGCCCUGUGGCUCACUCCCCGAGCCGCCCAGCCUGCCACCCAGCAACUCGGAGAAGGUCUUCAGUUUCAACUCGCAUCUGCCUCCCCCUGGCUUGAAGAGUGACAGCCCCAUGGAGAAGCACCUGCAGAAAGAAGAAACCAAGGAGGAGCUGCAGCCCCGAAGCAUCCCGCACCUGCCAGAAACCAGGCUUUCGGAGCUUUCAAAGCCAAAGAGCGACGCUGAUGACACGGAGCGGGCAAAUCAUGUGGAAAGCGUCCUUAAAUUGAGCGUGCCGACCUAUGGAAGCAGCGACCCCGACUUCAUGGAGCUUUUCAAAUCUAGCCGGUACGACCCUAGCGUGGCCUUCUCGGGAAUGUCACUAUCGGACACAACGACUCUCAGAGGAGGAGUCCAAAAUAAACUCAACCCCCGACCUGGAAAGGUGGUGAUCUACAGUGAACCCGACGUUUCCGAGAAGUGCAUGGAAGUGUUCAGCGACGUCCAGGACUGCAGCUCCUGGAGCCUGUCCCCACUGGUACUCAUCAAAGUGGUUCGAGGCUGCUGGAUAUUGUAUGAGAAGCCAAAUUUUGAAGGGCACUCCAUUCCGUUAGAAGAAGGGGAAUUGGAACUCUCUGGUCUCUGGGGUAUAGAAGAUCUUCUGGGAAGAAGCGAGGAAGAGGAGUCUGAGAAGCCCGUGGUAAUUGGCUCCAUCAGGCAUGUGGUCCAGGAUUACAGAAUUAGUCAGAUUGAUUUAUUUACUGAACCAGAGGGGCUAGGACUCCAGAAUUCCUACUUUGACGACACUGAAGAAAUGCAAGGAUUUGGUGUCAUGCAGAAGACGUGUUCCAUUAAAGUACACUGGGGCACAUGGCUGAUUUACGAAGAACCUGGAUUUCAAGGGGUCCCUUUCAUCCUGGAGCCCGGAGAAUACCCUGACUUGUCCUUCUGGGACACGGAGGAAGCCUACAUCGGAUCCAUGCGGCCGCUGAAAAUGGGUGGCCGUAAAGUUGAAUUCCCUACAGAUCCCAAGGUUGUUAUUUAUGAAAAGCCUUUCUUUGAGGGGAAAUGUGUGGAGCUGGAGACAGAUAUGUGUAGUCUUAGCGUGGAAGGAGGUGAGACGGGAGAACCGGCAGGAGACGCUUGUCUGCCAUUGGCAUCGGUGGGCUCCAUGAAAGUCCUGAGAGGCAUCUGGGUGGCUUAUGAGAAGCCUGGCUUCACAGGCCAUCAGUACUUGCUGGAAGAGGGAGAAUACAAGGACUGGCAAGACUGGGGCGGUUACAGUGGAGAACUCCAGUCUCUACGGCCCAUUUUAGGUGACUUUUCAAAUGCUCAUAUGAUAAUGUACAGUGAGAAAAACUUUGGAUCCAAAGGUUCCAGUAUUGAUGUGUUGGGAAUUGUCGCUAAUUUAAAGGAGACUGGAUAUGGAGUGAAGACACAGUCUAUUAAUGUACUGAGUGGAGUAUGGGUAGCCUAUGAAAAUCCUGAUUUCACAGGAGAGCAGUAUAUACUGGAUAAAGGCUUAUACACUACUUUUGAGGACUGGGGAGGCAAAAAUUGUAAGAUCUCUUCCGUUCAACCUAUAAGUUUGGAUUCUUUCAAUGGGCCAAGGAGACGAAAUCAGAUCCACUUGUUUUCGGAGCCACAGUUUCAAGGUCACUGUCAAAUUUUUGAAGAAACAACAAGUCAAAUUGACGACUCAUUUUCUACCAAGUCUUGCAGAGUUUUAGGAGGCAGCUGGGUUGCCUAUGAUGGAGAGAAUUUCUCGGGCAAUCAGUAUGUGCUGGAAGAAGGUCACUAUCCUUGUCUCUCCGCCAUGGGAUGCCCGCCCGGAGCAACUCUCAAGUCCCUCCGUUUCAUAGAUGUUGAAUUUUCUGAACCAACGGUUAUUCUCUUUGAAAGAGAAAACUUCAAAGGAAAAAAGAUCGAACUUAAUGCAGAAACGGUUAAUCUCCGAUCCCUGGGAUUCAACACGCAGAUUCGCUCUGUUCAGGUCGUUGGUGGCAUAUGGGUGACUUACGAGUUCGGCAACUACCGAGGCCGGCAGUUCCUGCUGUCCCCCGCUGAAGUGCCUAACUGGUACGAGUUCAGUGGCUGUCGCCAAAUCGGCUCCCUACGACCUUUCGUUCAGAAGCGAAUUUAUUUCAGACUUCGAAACAAGGCCACAGGGUUAUUCCUGUCGACCAAUGGGAACUUGGAGGAUCUGAAGCUCCUGAGGGUCCAGGUCAUGGAGGACGUCGGUGCUGACGAUCAGAUCUGGGUGUACCAAGAAGGCUGUAUCAAGUGCAGGAUAGCGGAAGACUGCUGCCUGACCAUUGUGGGCAGCCUGGUGACAUCUGGCUCCAAGCUAGGCCUGGCCCUCGACCAGAACGCCGAGAGUCAGUUCUGGUGCAUGAAAUCCGACGGCAGGAUCUACAGCAAGUUAAAGCCAAAUUUGGUUUUGGAUAUCAAAGGGGGUGCACAGUAUGAUCAGAAUCACAUCAUCCUCAACACCGUGAGCAAAGAGAAGUUAACACAGGUGUGGGAGGCCAUGGUCCUCUGACCUUGGGCAAGGAACGCAGGAGGAAUCUUCCUGGAGGCCUGUCCGGUCACCUCAUUUAAGACUCGCAAAAGCACGAGGCCCACGAAGAGCCGAGUGGAAAGCGAGGCCCCGGCUCCUUCAACAGCCACGAGUGAGGCGGCGCAGCGGGGAGGGCGUCCGGCUCGCCGUCUCCAAGGCCACCACAGCGUGAAGCCAGUCAUCUGCCUCUCCUCGCAGCUCCUGGGGGCUUUGUACACACGUCGCACCAAGAUUUCAAGACCACGUACCUGUCUGAGUGACUUCCAGACUCCCCCGAGGGAAGGGCAGAAGCUUCUGCUCGUCCGGCACAGGAAUGUUUAGUAUCUGACAGGAAGUGCCUUAGUGGGCCUGUAAGUUUGGUCAGUGGCCUUACUGUUUACCGGGACUAUUAAUUAUCUUGUAUAGCAAAGUAAGGAAGCCUUAGAUACUCAUUUUAAGGAACUCAAUAAAAUACAACAAAAUACUAUUUUCUUUCAGGUAAUAAAAACCUAUACAUUUACAAACGUUGAUGUCCCCCUGUCUGCCAAGACGGAUUAGAGCUCCCUCACACGUGGUGCUCAGUGCCAGCAGCACUACCACGGCCGGGCUCAUGUGCCGUGGCCAGGUUCUGCCAGCCGUCGCUCACAGACCUUCCGGCCUGGUCUCCCGCCUGCCCAGCCUCGGGGCGGGGAGUUCUGCAGCCCCUGGAUGUGCGCGGCUCAAGAGGAUGCCCAGAGUCCUCUCCAGGCAGUGCCGGAGAGGAGACCCUGCCGCUGCGGAGGUGUGCUGCUCCGGCCUCGGGGCUCUGAGAACCCUGGAACGCAGUCCGCGUUUCCAGGAUGGAAGUCAGGACUCAACUGCCGCCAAGGCACUGGCCUGAACGCUGCUGUUCACACAGUGGGCGCCAGUUUUGUAUUCCUCCUCCCUCAGGCCUCGCGUCACAGGCAGAACACAGUUUCCUUUUCGCCUGUUCAAGCACGUCUCCAGUUCUAAAACGGUGACCCUCGGUGAGCCUUGCAGUAAAUCAUGGUCCUUAGCGUAGUUUGCCUUCAGGUUCAAAACAACGUGUACACAGCGUCCGACAUGUCUGUCUUGCUCUCAGAUGGGCAGCGCCGAGUUUAGACCUUUUGAGUGUCAUUAGACUAGGGUGGGGUAAGACAUUCUACAUGGGCCUGUGCUGAAUUCAUCCCUGGAAUAAACCUGCUUCUUCUGGCUCGCUUGGU
Molecule: messenger RNA, 6386 nt
Organism: Lepus europaeus (European hare)
Lineage: Eukaryota; Metazoa; Chordata; Mammalia; Lagomorpha; Leporidae
Gene: CRYBG1
Product: crystallin beta-gamma domain containing 1
Exons: 20
Coding region: 124-5166 (1680 amino acids)
Source: RefSeq, a predicted model, not a curated record